Molecule: messenger RNA, 914 nt
Organism: Drosophila busckii
Lineage: Eukaryota; Metazoa; Arthropoda; Insecta; Diptera; Drosophilidae
Product: RNA-binding protein pno1
Exons: 1
Coding region: 103-816 (237 amino acids)
Cellular component (GO): nucleolus
Molecular function (GO): RNA binding
Source: RefSeq, a predicted model, not a curated record
UCUAAAAGCAACACGGCUACGAGAGCACCGCACGUGGAGCAGAUAUAAGUCAAAAUAAAAUACACUUUAAAAACAACGUAAUUAAAAACACAGCAUACGGCCAUGCAGGUGGACAAUAUAAACGUGGACGAUUUUCUUCCCAGCAAGAAGGCGCAGAAACGCAGCGCAAAUGUUGAUACACAGGACGUCGAAAUGCUAGUGGAUACAGCCACAGGUAUUGAAGGUGGACAACGUUCCAGCAACUCACAGGCACCCAAAGCCAAGCGCAUUCGCAGCGAGCUGCGCAAGGUGUCGGUGCCGCCGCACAGAUACUCCUCACUCAAAGAGCAGUGGAUGAAGAUCUUUACACCCGUGGUGGAGCACAUGAAGCUACAGAUACGUUUUAACAUGAAGGCACGCCAGGUUGAACUGCGCAUUGGACCUGAAACUCCAGAUAUAUCCAAUCUGCAGAAGGGCGCCGACUUUGUUAAGGCCUUUCUCUGUGGCUUCGAGGUGGACGACGCAUUGGCGUUGUUGCGUCUGGAGGAUUUAUUCAUAGAGACAUUCGAAAUCAAGGAUGUGAAAACACUGCGUGGUGACCAUCAAUCGCGCGCAAUUGGUCGCCUGGCGGGCAAGGGCGGUCGCACAAAGUUCACCAUAGAAAAUGUCACCAAGACGCGCAUUGUACUCGCCGACAGCAAGAUACACAUACUGGGAAGCUACCAAAAUAUUCAGCUGGCACGCCGCGCCAUAUGUAAUCUGAUUCUUGGUUCACCGCCCAGCAAGGUCUAUGGCAAUCUGCGUUCUGUUGCCACGCGUAUUUCGGAGCGCAUGUGAUCUUCGGAUACUGAUGAGGAUGAGGAUACAUAUUUAUAAGCCUAGGUUUUCAUACAUAAUCUUUUUUUGUUUAAUAAUAAAUAAUCAAAACAUACAUU